This is a messenger RNA of Bacidia gigantensis, 1395 nucleotides long. RefSeq lists its product as uncharacterized. Lineage: Eukaryota; Fungi; Ascomycota; Lecanoromycetes; Lecanorales; Ramalinaceae. Bases 1 to 1395 code for a protein of 464 amino acids. The transcript has a single exon. The record is from RefSeq and is a predicted model, not a curated record.
AUGGCGUCGUUUUCCGCGCUACCUCCCGAGAUCGUCGGCCUUAUCGCAGAGUUUGUCGGCCCUUCAGACAUCGUCAGCUUUGCUGUCUCAAGCAGAAAUACGCUCAGGAGCUCUGAAAGAGCAUUGCAGAAGCAUAGAGAGCUCCAGGGUCUCUACUACAGCAUUGAGAUUUGUCGGGCUUUUGCGAGCGAGGUGACUUUGCUUUUACCUUGCUUACGAGAGAUGAUUUUACUUCCCAGAGCAAAGCUUUAUAUCAGGCACCUUCGUCUAGAGGUGGGCAACACAGAUGGGGAACAUAACAUGGGAUUGAAAGCCCUUGUACCACAUGCAGAUUCCCUCAUGUUCCGACAACCUCUUGCCGACUUACGUAUUCGUAACGAGAUUGCUGAGACAUUGAGCCUGAAGCUCGAGAGCGGAGCCGAGAUUGUCAAUCGAGCAGCUGACAGUAUCUGUCAUGGUGAUGAUCGAUUCGCGACAGCACUUCUUCUCUGCAACGUCCCGAAUCUUACUUAUCUAGAUUUAAGAGUUGAUGACGAUUGGGGCUCCGCUCUCGAUUUCCUGGUUCCAAUUUUACGUCGCAUAGCCAGUAACAAUUCAUCAGCGCUUGCAAAUCUUCAAAUCGUUAAGUUGAGGCCUUUGCGCCACAACGAGAUUCAGCAUAUGAUCGUUGAGGCCUUUAUGUCCUUCCCAUCUGUUCAUACCAUUCAUGCCCGGAGAGUUAUUGGUCCAGCAGGAGAAGAUGAGAUUCCGCCAGCUUGGUCAUUACCAUCAAUGGCAAAUGGAAGCAGUUUGUCAACGCUCUUCUUUGAUGAUCAAGGAGAGAUCGUCGAAGAUGAUGUCAAUCCAAUCGCAUGGCUUCACGAUAUCCUCAGGUCGGCGCCACGUCUCAAAAACUUCAGAUGGUGGUGCCACGGAAUGAACCGUGAUCCGCGCUACAGCUCGACAGAGAUAAUCGCCAUCCUUCUACAGCAUGUCGCGCAAUCCCUAGAAGAGCUUUUCUUGAAAGGAAAUGAACAACCACCAGAAAAUAUGCAGAAUUUAAGGGGCCUAUCCACGGUCCAAACACUCGAGAUUUGCUACGCAAAUUUCGUUCCUGGUGUAGGGUUACCAGCCAUGGACUUAUUCCAAAGGCUUCCGCCUGAUCUGCGACAUCUCAAGUUAUGGGACACAAUGGAUUUUGAGCUUGUCCGUGAUCUACCCAAUUUUCCGGAUAUGAUAAGGCAUGACCUCGAGAAAUCGACAUUGAGAAUAUUAGAUCUUUACGCUCAAGAUAGCGGAGAACACAGUAGGAACUCGUCUCUUGUUCGCGCAAUAACCGAGGCUAGCUUCUCGUACGGUAUCAAGACUUCUGUCAACUUCGUGUACAUGGCAGCGAUGCCAUUUGCCUCUGUAUGA